AUGUCAAGAAAUGCGAAGGCGGCGACAACCAAAGCCGCUGCUAAACCAGCUGCGAAACGCAAAGGAGGUAAAUAUCAAAUGCCCGAUCCGCUACCGAACGGCGAAAUUCUAACUGACCUCUGCAAGAAACAGUGGAAACUUGGACCUUCAAUUGGCAAAGGUGGUUUUGGUGAAAUAUAUUCUGCGACAGAAGUUGCAUCACAAGGGAAAAAUUCGUACGUCAUUAAAAUUGAACCUAAAGAAAAUGGCCCACUUUUCGUAGAAAUGCACUUUUUUAUGAAAGUAUGCAAAGCUGAUGAUAUUGACAAGUGGAUGUCAAGUAAUAAGAUAAAAUUUCUUGGCCUUCCACGGUUUGUUGGCAAUGGUUCACAUCAGCACAAUGGAAAACCAUACAGGUUUGUAGUUAUGGAGAAAUUUGGUAAGAACUUGGAUUCUGUUUUGAAAGAAAAUAACAAUGUACUUGACAAAGAGUUUAUAUUCAAGAUAGCGUUACAAGUUCUUGAUGCAUUAGAGUACAUUCAUAGUAGAGGUUAUGUUCAUGCAGAUGUUAAGGGUGGAAACCUCUUAUUAGGAUUAAAAAAAGGAUCAGAAGAUAAAAUAUACCUUGUUGAUUUUGGUUUGGCUUCGAAGUAUUCUAGUGAAUAUAAGCCAGACCCCAAAUGUGCUCAUAAUGGAACCAUUGAAUUCACCAGCAGAGAUGCUCAUGUAGGGGCAACAACUCGUCGAGGUGACUUGGAAAUUCUAGGAUACAAUAUGCUCAGAUGGUUUACUGGACGUCUUCCUUGGGAGGACAAAUUGACUGAUUGUGUAUAUGUGCAACAAGAGAAACUGAAGUUCAUGAAUGAUAUACCAGGACAAAUACAAAAAUGUUUUGGUUCACAACCUGUUCCUGAAGCUCUUACAAAAUAUUUUCAGUAUGUGGCACUAAUGGCACCAACGGCAUCUCCAGACUAUGAUUUAUGCCGCAGUAUAUUCCAAGAAGGAUUGAAAGCAGGAAGAAAACCUCAAAUUACAUCUCCCAAAGGAGAUCACAAACCAGCCAAAAAUUCUGUUUCAAAGAAAACUAAAAACGAAAACAAAUUAGAGACUACAGAUAUUCAGACGGUAGAAAGAAAGAGGAGGAGCCCUGUCAAAGCUGUCAAUAAUGAAAAGAAACAUGUCACUGAGGAUUCAAAACCAACAAGACCCAUGAGAGCUGCAAGAAAUCAUGUUGCAAAUGGUUAUGUACCUGAAAGUGAUUCGUUUUCAGAUGACUCUGAUUUUCUUCCAGAAGCAUCACCAAAACAAAAACAAACUGUCAAAAGACGUAGUAAUGAUAAAAACAAGGGCUCCCCAAAGAAGAAAAGGCAAUAA
Gryllus bimaculatus (two-spotted cricket) is the source of this 1353-nucleotide messenger RNA. NCBI's taxonomy places the organism in Eukaryota, Metazoa, Arthropoda, Insecta, Orthoptera, Gryllidae. The record is from the annotation of a GenBank genome assembly.